UCAGAAAAGCGAUAGUAGACAGCCGGCGACUUUGUCCGGAAGUAUUGCCAAAUAUAUAUUUUGUUUAUUAGUAUUAAAAUAAUAAUGGAGGAAAUAUUAUCGAAGUUACUUGUAGCUGACAACACAUCUAUUCAGCAGAUAAGGCAAUAUGCAGCUAUAUUGUUAAGAAAGCGUUAUACUAAAGAAAAACAUUGGUUAAAAUUAUCACAACAUAUACGGACUCAAUUGAAGGCAAUACUUUUACAGGUAUUAGUUAAUGAAUCAGAAAAAAUAGUAAAGAAUACAAUUGCACAGUUAACAGGUAUAAUUGUAAAACAUGAAUUACCUAAUUAUGCGUGGCCAGAAAUGUUGCAGCUUAUACAACAAUUAAUUACCAGUGAAAAUUUAAUGAAUAAAGAGUUGGGGAUGUAUACAUUGUCAAUUAUGACUGAAAUUGCACCUGAUGUCUAUCUUACACGUGCUGUAUCACUUACAAUUCUUUUGGGACAAACAUUGAAUAAUUUGCAUGACUUAAGGCAUCCUAUAGCGUAUUAUACUUUAAAAAUAUUGCAGAAUCUUAGUCCCUUGAUUAAUGGGAAUCAAAUGAUGGUAAAUAUUUAUCAUCAAAUGAUGCCACAAAUAAUGACCACAAUUCAGUAUCUUACUACUUCUAAUGAAGAUAAAGCUAUUACAUGUUUUGAAUUAUUAGAUGACCUAUGUGAAAAUGCAAUUGCUGUGAUAACACCACAUGUCAAUCCUCUUGUCAAUAUGUGCCUUGUUAUUGCUCGUAACAAAGCAUUAGAUGAUGCUCUGAGAGUUAAAGCAGUUACUUUUAUUGGUUGGUUAACGAGAACAAAAAAGAAAACUGUAAUCAAACAUAAACUUAUUGAACCAAUUUUAGAUAUGUUGUUUAAUCUUAUGUCUACAAGACCCCAAGAUGAUGAUAAUGAGAUCUAUUUUAGCAGUGAUAAUGAAGACAAUACUCCUGUAACAUGUGCUACUCAAACUUUAGAUCUACUUGCACUUCAUUUACCUCCAGAGAAACUAAUACCUCACCUGUCACAAUAUAUAGAACCUAGCUUGCAAAGUAGAGAUAUAUAUGCAAAGAAAGCAGCAUACUUGACAAUGGCCGUACUAGCAGAAGGUUGUUCAGAAUAUAUUCGUACAAAAUGUCUCGAACAUUUCUUACAUCAUACAUUUCAAGGAAUUAGUGAUUCUGACCCUGUAGUGCGUAAUGCUGCACUCUUUGCCCUCGGGCAGUUUUCUGAACACUUACAGCCAAACAUUUCUCAAUAUUCACACGAAUUAUUACCAAUAUUAUUUGAAUAUCUUAGUCAACUAUGUGCUCAUAUUAAGCAAAAAAACAAAGAGCCAACUUCGGUUAAUCGUAUGUUUUAUGCGCUGGAAAUGUUUUGCGAAAAUUUAAACGAAAGCUUUUUACCGUAUUUACCAACUUUAAUGGAAAGGCUUUUUGAUAUCUUGAGUGUAGAUACUACAGUCCAUAUUACAGAACUUGCCUUAAGCGCUAUAGGUUCAGCAGCUAUGGCGAGUAAAGAGUAUAUGUUACCAUAUUUUGAAAAGAUUAUCACUAUUCUCGAUAAUUAUCUUUUAGACAAACAAACAGAAGAAACUAUGUGUCUUCAAGUACAAGCAGUUGAUACUCUUGGGAUAAUUGCAAGAACAAUAGGUAAUACAAAUUUUGCCCCUUUGGCUGGUAGAUCUCUUAAUUUUGGAAUGAAAUUAUUGAGAGAAACAGAAGAUCCGGAUUUAAAAAAGUCAAUUUAUGGAUUGAUUGCAUCAGUUAGUACAACAAUGAAAAAAGAAAUUGCUGGUGCUUUGCCAGAAAUCAUUGAAUACAUGAUUACAAGUAUACAAAGUUCAGAAGGCAUAGUACCACAGUUUAAACAGGAUGAAAUUUCUACCUUCCCAGUUUAUGAAGAAGUUAGUGAAAAUGAAAAUGAAGACGAAGAUAUAGAAAACACAGAUAAUGAAGACGAUGAUGAUGAUGACGAUGUAGCAGGUUAUAGUGUUGAGAAUGCAUACAUUGAAGAAAAGGAAGAAGCAAUUCUAGCUUUAAAGGAAAUUGCAGAGCAUACAGGAGAAGCAUUUGUACCAUAUCUUGAAAAAUCUUUUGAGGAAACUUUUAAAUUAGCCAAUUAUCCACAAGAAGAUAUUCGUAAGGCUGUGAUUGAUGCUCUCCUACAGUUUUGUAUCAACUUUUCUAAAAUUAAUACCAACGAAGGAAAGCAAGCAUUGUUAAAAGCUCUCUCUGUAUUUGUUCCAAAAUUAUCUGAAUUGAUAAGAUUAGACGAUGAUCGAACAGUAGCUAUUAAUGGUUUAGAUGCUUCUGCAGAACUUCUAAAAGAAGUAGGAUCAAUUGUUGUUAUUGGAGAAGGUCAUAAAGAGGCUAUUACGAAUUGUAUUACUGAUAUUAUGUUAGGAAAAACACAGUGUCAACAUCACGAAGAAGGAGAAAGCUUAGAUGUUGAAGCUGAACAAGAUGAAUUGCUUGUGGAAUCUGCGGGUGAUGUAUUAUGUAAUCUCGGAAAAGUAAUCUCACCGGAAGACUACGAGCUGCAUUUUAAAACUGUACUGCCAAUGCUUUUAGAAAGAUUGAAAAAGAAUAAAUCCGAAGGUCAAAGAUCUUUCGCAGUUGGUACAAUUUCAGAAUGUUUUUCAGGACUUAAACAUAGAGUAGCUAAUUUCAUAUGUCAGUUACUUCCUUUAUUUUUGAAACUUGCAAAUGAUUCAAGCGGUGAAAUUCGAAAUAAUGCAAUAUAUGGAAUUGGUGAACUUGUAUUGCAUGGCAAAGAUGCAGUUUAUAUGUAUUAUACGGAUAUCUUAUCCGUUCUAUCAAACGCAAUUUAUAAAGAAUCACAUACAGCAGCUCGUGAUAACAUAGCUGGAGCAAUUGCACGACUUAUCAUCGUUAAUUACUUGAACAUACCACUUGAUCAAGUAUUUCCAAUUUUUGUUAAACAAUUACCAUUGAAAGAAGAUUUCGAAGAAAAUAAGGCAGUUUUUAAAAGUAUUUUAACAUUAUAUGAAGCUGGUCAUCCUAUUUUACACCCACAUAUGGAAACAUUACUCGAAGUUGCAGUUAAUAUAAUACAUGAAAAUACUGCUACUGAUGAUGAAGCAAAAAGUAUUGUUAUGGAAUUUAUUAAAUCUGCUCAGCGGGAUUUUCUAGAUGAAUGGAAUUCUAUGUAUGUCAGACUUCCAAUAGAAGUUGCGACAAAUAUUCCAUAUCUUUUUUCCUAGAUUUCAAUGUGAGGUUGAGAAUUAUUAUUUUUGAUUACAAGAAACAUAUGGAUUGAUAGAUGAAGAUUUAUUUUUGAUUACAAGAAACAUAUGGAUUGAUAGAUGAAGAU
Heterotrigona itama is the source of this 3350-nucleotide messenger RNA. The record is from the annotation of a GenBank genome assembly. Lineage: Eukaryota; Metazoa; Arthropoda; Insecta; Hymenoptera; Apidae.